GACAGCGGUUUUGACGAAGGAAAAAAAMCCGGCUAAAKGCCAUCAGGUAACUCGUCUUCUCGUUAACUCGUAGUUUUAAUAGCUAUAUUGUUCCUUUUGUUACCUUUUACUAAGCGAGUUCAAAUACURAUUGUUCGGAACACGGACAUCUGUUGCGACGAGGGGUUAGAAAUGAUUUAAUGGGAAAUUCAGAGAACGCCUGGAGAAACAUUUAAAUCUUGCCUGGUUUAAAACGCCUACGACCACACAAAUUGUAGUGCUUUGGCAAGUUUCAAGCUUUUCUUCGUCCCAAAAUUGAUAUGGAGAAGUGAGGCUGAUAUAGUACCUUGAGAUUUAAAGCGAAAAUGAAAGCAAGAAACGACGAACAUCGGUCAAGCUAUCAGUCACUACCUUCUUGCAGCGAAAAAACAAACGACAAGAGACCAUCAUCACCCGAUAGCCGCGAUGCCGAUACAGAAGCAAGCACUUCAGACAACGAAGAAAAGAACGAACAACCAUUUAAAGAACUACAAGACUACAGUGAGAAACCAGCCAUGUCAAACAAAAGGAGGAUUUGUCUUGUUGCAUCGUUGUUACUUUGUGUGUUUACAGUUUUCGCAUUCGCUUUCAUUCUUCCUUGCCAUCAUAAGACAUGUUUGAAAGAAACAAAAUGGCCGAAUUGGUCGAAAAACUUCAGYGGUGUAGCUCCCUUGGUGUUACGCGAUGUCACUGGCGCAUCUAGUUCUAAACGUAUAYUGGUUGGGUUUUCUCAYAGUGGCCGCGGAUUUCACAUUCUCAACCAUACUUGCCCUGGAUGCCAUGGAGGAGUAGUGGCUAUCGACGGAGGCGAUGGACAACAACUUUGGGCAUCAGGGGUAUUGGGUCAGUUUGGAAACAUUUUAUGUGACCUUAGCGUGAAAAAGGAUCAGCCAAGUUGUAUAGCACUCGAGGAUAAGAAUAAAAUUCUUCGUAUUGAUUCUAACAAUGGCAGUCAACACUGGACAGUGAAAAAGACAGGAACAAUUAAAGCUUUCAGGGCGAUUCGAGAUACAGAUGAUGACGGCGUUGGGGAUGUGGUCCUUCUCUACGUACCGCGUACUGGUAUUACUGCUCAGUUGUGUAUUUUGUCCGGUAGAACUGGAAAGCCCAUUGGUAGAAGUUUAACUGUAAUAAAGGGUAAAACAUCAGAYCUCCAUUAUGACGUAUUYCUUCGCUUGCAUCAGGUAACUGAYUCGAAGCAAGUUCUUCUUGUUGGCGUGAAACUAGAUUCACAGGAAACAGGAACUUUACUUGUWAUUGGGAUYGAGGACCUUGUGACUCGAGUACACAAUAGAACGACRAAAGGCUGGAGAUGGGGACCCAAUGCACCCAACAAAUACGGUUUUAUAGAGUUAUAUAAAGAUACUCUUGUACUAACGCCGCCAUUAUUUGCUGAUUUGAACAACGAUGGUAUCAAAGACAUUGUACUUUGUUCCCUGGAGGCUGGUUUAACCGUUAAAGCGAUUAAUGGCAAAGAUACAAGUCACUUAUGGUCCAGAAAACUCACAUCUACUGGAAUUCGCAGGGCCCUACCAACGAUAAUUUCUUUCGGUGAUAAAGUAACAGACAUCGCAAUCAUGAUUCAACUGGACAACAAAUCAACAAGAAUCGUUGUUCUCGAUGGAAAGAACGGWCUUGCUCUGUGGAUGUUCACCCUAAAUAGCCCUUUGACCGUCCCUCCUGUAGGGAUACCCCACAGAUCACGCACACCACGUGGUCUGAUUGUAUGGUUACCUAAAGUCAAUAUGAGAAAAUACAUUAAAAAGAGGGAUAGCAUGAAAGUAGAAAGUUAUGAUACAAACUACAAAUGGAGGCAAAAUGCUUCAAGGAGAAAAAGAGCUAUAGAAUUCUUGAGUGAAGAUGAGAACGAUAUGCUUCUUAAUGACUUAUUGGCUGAAUUGAAAGGUGAACAAGAGGAGGAUGAGACGUCAAACAUCAGUGAUUAUGAUGACCAUAAUGRRAGGGAGUCAAGUGCUCACAGCAAGGACAAUGGUAGUAUCAGCAGUGACGAGAAUGCUGGAAUCAAUAUUGAUGAUGAUAAUGAUCAAAGUGAUCGUAAACAUCAUCAUGACGAAGAUGAUAUGAAUGAUAGUAAUGGCAUACAUGAAGAUGAUUGGAAUCAUAACAAUAGUGAUGGUAUCAAUGAUAGUGAUGAUAUGGAUAGUGAUGAUGAUCAUGAUGAUCAUGUGAUAGAUGACCAAAAAACAGAUGAAGUAGAACUCAGAAAUUACUUAAUUAACCUGGAAAAUAGGCUGAAAAGACAAACUGAUUUGAGAAAAAUAAAAACAACAAGAACAAUUCCAUGGACAACAACAAUGCUUCCUCCUCUCACAUCACAACAAAUAAUGCACACUAAACUGGCAUCGACUCCUUCAAGUGAGAAAAUGGACAAGUCAUCUAAACCCCAACAAGACAAACCAUUAAAUUGUGAUUUACUGGAAACAGUCAACAAAGACAUUAGUGCAGUGUUGGUCUACAGGGAUCCCAAGAAUCAACUGCAGCUUAUUGAGAUAGCAAGAGAAAAGGUUAUAAAUAUAGCACCAGAGGAGUUUGUCAACAAGUUUGGAGAGCAGCCACCAGUAGCAUACUCAUGUGUACAGCUUAUUCCUACUAUCACGACAAGACCAUUAGUAACAGAUAUCGACCGGGAUCACAGACUUGAUCUCAUUUAUGCAGUGGACUAUGUAACACAAAAACCUGCCACUGGACCAACUAGGAUGAUAACACACUUAAUGAAGCUGAGAAAAGUUGAUAUUUCAAGUGCUAUUUCCAAGAAACACAACAGAAAACUAUCCACUAAAUUAUAUAGAUCAGACAGAAAGAACUAUAAACGAAAUGAGAAUUUUGAUUCACCAUUUUUAACAUGGAAUACAUAAUUCAUUCUAGAGAAUCAGUAUGGUGACUAAAAUAUAAUACAGGCAGAAUUACAAUACCCUGGAGAAAUUUGGGUUACUGUUUACAGCAUGAAUGAUCUGUGGGCAUUUGCCAUGUAACUAGUUUUUGCGCGUGAAGAAAACUURAUUUAAUGUGAUAUUUGUGCAUGYUGUAGUGCCAAWCUAAAUUUCUCCACCRUCUGUUAUGUACUCUUAAAAAUGUCUAAUCGACAUGUUAGACACA
Exaiptasia diaphana is the source of this 3135-nucleotide messenger RNA. RefSeq lists its product as uncharacterized. NCBI's taxonomy places the organism in Eukaryota, Metazoa, Cnidaria, Anthozoa, Actiniaria, Aiptasiidae. The record is from RefSeq and is a predicted model, not a curated record. The transcript is spliced from 5 exons. Bases 345 to 2894 code for a protein of 849 amino acids.